CUCACAGCGCCUUGAUCCGGAAGGCCGCGCGGCGCGCCGGCGGCUGCCCGCACGCGAGCCACGCACGACGCGACCGCCGCGGCGGCGCCCAGACGCACGCUACCCGGCUCCUGCGGCGCCAUGGCGGCGACGGGCGGCGUGCGCGCGAUGCAGUCGACGGUGACGGUCCACACGCAGCCCAGCAUGGCCCGGCCGGGGUCGCCGGAGCAGUGGGGCUUCGGGGCCUCGCUGGCGUCGGUGCGGCCGGGGUCGCCGUACGAGCAGUGGGGGUCGCCGGAGCAGCCGGCCGCGGGCGACUCGUUCGAGCAGUGGGGCUACUCGCUGGCGUCGGCGGCGCGGCGCCGGGCGCCGUCGCCGGGGCCGCGGCCGGCGUCGCCCGGCGCCUCGCCGGGGCGGCCGCGGUCGCCGGACCCCUGGGCGUACCUCCGGCCCGACUCGCCCCAGAACCUACGCAUCGCGUCGGUCCAGGCGCGGGCCGCCGCCGAGGCCGCGCCGUCGCCGGCGAAGCCGUCCUUCGGCGCGGCGCCGCCCCCGCGGCGGCGGUCCUUCGCGGCGCCGUCGGCGGCGAAGACGACGACCGCCGAGCUCGCGGCCAAGUCCCAGUGCUUCGCGCGGCCGGACCUCAACCUGAAAAAGGUUUGCCAGGUCGUGCCGCGCGACGCCGCGGCGGAGCGCGAGGCGCGGCGCCUCGCGCACCGGCGCGCGCGGCACGCCGAGGCGGUCGCGCGCGACGCCGACGCGUGCCGGGCCCGGGGCGGCGUCCUCGCGACGAUGCUCAAGGCCUCCGACGAGGCGGCGCUCUCGCCGACCUACAAGACGGAACUCAGGCUGUUCCGGGGCGGCUUCGAGGAGGAGGGCGCCGCCGUCGCGGCGAAGCAAAACCGCCGGCGCGGCCUCGGGGCGAAGCUCCGGGCCGCCGGGCAGGCCGUCCUCGCGUCCGUGCUCAUCGCGGACGACGCGCACCGGGCGGCGCGCCGGCGCGACCCGAGGCGGGAGGCCGCGGAGUUCAUGGAGCGGCAGCGCGGCGGCGCGAAGAAGCUCGGGGCCGACGGCGACGCGGCCAAGGCGCAGCGCGCCGCGCGCGCCGCGGACGAGGCCGCGGCGCAGGCGUCGAUGCGCCGCGGCGGCGACUGGCUCCGCCUCGAGGGCCUCCGCGCGCGCGAGAAGGCCGGCAAGCCGCUCGACGACGUCGACGCGAAGAUGCUGCGCCGCCUCGAGGCCAAGCACGACGGCGCCGUCUUCGCCGCCGCGCGGCUGCGUGGAAUUAAGGAGCGCGAGGCGGCCGAGGCCGCGCGCGCCCGGCGCCUGGCCUCGAUGAAGCGCCGCGACGAGAAGAUCCAGCUCCAGCGGAAGCUCGAGAAGCAGAAGCGGUGGAGCCGCGUGCGCCGCUUCUUCGGCGCGGGCAAGCGCGCGCCGCGGCGCGUGCCCCGCGGCGACGGCGACGAGUCGACGGUCGCGCCGACGGUCGCGUCGGCGAAGACGUUCGACGUGGCGCCCUCGAACGCCGCGACGGUCGCGUCGUCGAACUCCGGCGGCCACUCCGGCGGCCACUCCGGCGGCCACUCCGGCGACGCGACGGUCGCCUCGUCGCAAAACCUGGGCGACCUCUCGCCGCUCACCGCUGCGCCGACCAUCUCGUUCGACGCGUUCUUCGACGCCGACGGGGAAUCGGUCCAGAGUCCCUUCAACCGGGGCUAA
This is a messenger RNA of Pelagomonas calceolata, 1698 nucleotides long. The record is from the annotation of a GenBank genome assembly. NCBI's taxonomy places the organism in Eukaryota, Pelagophyceae, Pelagomonadales, Pelagomonadaceae.